Molecule: messenger RNA, 864 nt
Organism: Lacerta agilis (Sand lizard)
Lineage: Eukaryota; Metazoa; Chordata; Lepidosauria; Squamata; Lacertidae
Gene: ITGB1BP1
Product: integrin subunit beta 1 binding protein 1
Exons: 7
Coding region: 132-734 (200 amino acids)
Biological process (GO): negative regulation of substrate adhesion-dependent cell spreading; negative regulation of focal adhesion assembly
Cellular component (GO): cytoskeleton; lamellipodium; ruffle
Molecular function (GO): integrin binding
Source: RefSeq, a predicted model, not a curated record
AUAAAGAAAGGGGGAAAGAGGAGGCACCCCUCUCCUGAAAUCAUCAUGUGGAGAAAAAGUCGGUUCUGAAAGGAGCCAGGCUCAUUCAUUCCACACUGCAGUAUUCUCACUGAUUCUAUGUCAAUUAAAAAAUGUUCAGAAAAGGAAAAAAGCGGCAUAGUAGCAGCAGUUCACAAAGCAGUGAAAUCAGUACCAAAAGUAAGUCAGUGGAUUCCAGUCUUGGUGGGCUUUCACGAUCUAGUACUGUGGCCAGUCUAGAUACAGACUCCACAAAAAGUUCAGGCCAGAGCAAUAGCAACUCAGAUACUUGUGCAGAAUUUAGAGUAAAAUAUGUUGGUGCCAUUGAAAAAUUGAAGCUUGAUGAAAGCAAGAACUUGGAGGGACCAUUGGACUUGAUAAACUACAUAGAUGUGGCACAGCAAGAUGGAAAGCUACCCUUUGUUCCAGGGGAAGAAGAAUUUGUUAUGGGAGUUUCCAAGUAUGGUAUUAAAGUCACAACUUUGGACCAGUAUGAUGUUUUGCAUAGACAUGCGCUCUACCUAAUUGUUCGGAUGGUCUGCUAUGAUGAUGGCCUUGGGGCAGGGAAGAGUUUACUGGCUUUAAAGACGACUGAUACAAACUAUGAAGAGUACAACCUUUGGAUAUACCAGUGUAAUAGUAUGGAACAAGCACAAGCUAUUUGUAAGGUGCUGUCAACAGCCUUUGACUCUGUUUUAACAUCCGAGAAGUCCUGAAUUUCUACAGCUGCACUUCAUGCUGAGAGGAAGUACCGCUUGCUGUGACUGCAGCAAUUGGAGAAGAAUGAACACAAGUAUUUUGGAGUGGAUGUGAAUUUUUUUUGUUAAUUGCUUGAACAUACUGUUC